This is a messenger RNA of Aspergillus wentii DTO 134E9, 894 nucleotides long. RefSeq names its product sulfotransferase family protein. The record is from RefSeq and is a predicted model, not a curated record. Lineage: Eukaryota; Fungi; Ascomycota; Eurotiomycetes; Eurotiales; Aspergillaceae. Bases 1 to 894 code for a protein of 297 amino acids. The transcript has 2 exons.
AUGCAGAGCCCAAGAAUACAGAUGAACAUGCACAAGCCCAACUCGUGGCUCACCAAUGAACUCAGCAGUCUCAAGACUCUGGCUCUGGUGUUGCGAGCUGGUAUCAGCAUCGCCAGUCCCAAUCCCAAAGUCGAUGAGAAGCUGCAUGUUUCUUCCGAUGGUGUGCACCACGGCGGUACUAUCAAAGUCAUUGUUGCCGGCCUCCCCCGCACUGGCACAAUGAGCAUCAAGAAAUCCCUCGAAGAACUGGGCUACAAGAACUGCUUCCACCUCGCCGAGCCCCUCUGCCAAUUCAGCAACCUCCGCCUCAGCGCCGACAUCGUCCACACCGAGAACACCACCCUCCGCCGCCGCAAACUCGCCACCCUCCUCCAAGGCCAUGAAGCCACCCUCGAAGUCCCCGGCAGCGCCUGCCUCCCCGACCUACUGGAGAUGUACCCCGACGCCAAAGUCAUCCUCUCCGAACGCACCUCCGCCGCCCUCUGGCUGCAAUCCUGGCGCGGCUUCGGCAUCGAUCUCCGCUCCGACUGCUUCCGCUGGGUCGGCUACUGGGUGCCCGGCGUCGUCUCCGCCAACGACCUCUACCGCGGCUGGAUGCGUCUCGCAGCCCAGCGCUACGGCCUCGCCCCCGAACCCUCGGAAGCCCUCUACCACGCACACAGCGAAUGGGUCAAGUCCAUCGUCCCCAAGAACCGGCUGCUUGUCUUCAAGUGCCAGGAUGGGUGGGCGCCACUACAGGAGUUCCUGGGGAGACAGCGACCCAACCCUUUCCCGCAUGGCAAUGAGGCGGGGCAUCUCCGGUACUAUAAGCGGGUUGCUAUGGCGUUGGGUGUGAUGCUGUGGCUGAUUGUGUUGGCUAUGCUGUUUGUUUUGUCGAUUGUGCUGCAAAUGUAG